Messenger RNA from Lacerta agilis (Sand lizard), 1171 nucleotides. It is a transcript of the gene BNIP1, whose product is annotated as BCL2 interacting protein 1. Gene Ontology annotation, biological process: retrograde vesicle-mediated transport, Golgi to endoplasmic reticulum. NCBI's taxonomy places the organism in Eukaryota, Metazoa, Chordata, Lepidosauria, Squamata, Lacertidae. The transcript is spliced from 6 exons. Gene Ontology annotation, molecular function: SNAP receptor activity. The record is from RefSeq and is a predicted model, not a curated record. Gene Ontology annotation, cellular component: endoplasmic reticulum; SNARE complex. Bases 68 to 754 code for a protein of 228 amino acids.
GGGUGGAGAGGCCGCGUUUCGAAAUUCUGCUCUUGUCCCCUUUGCGUUCGCCGUAGUUCCUCCCAAGAUGGCGGCCGCCGGUGACGUGCCGGUUCGAGUUUGCAACCAAGAGAUCGUGAAAUUCGACCUCGAGAUUAAGGCGGCGGUGCAGGACAUUCGGGAUUGUAUGGGACCUGUAAGUACACUUACAGAACUGAAUGCCAAAGUAAAGGAAAAGUUUCAGCAUUUACGGCUUAGAAUACAGGAGCUUGAACAGAUGGCGAAGGAACAAGAUAGAGAAUCAGAAAAGCAAGCAUUGCUCCAAGAGGUAGAGAACCAUAAGAAGCAAAUGCUCAGCAAUCAGACAGCCUGGAGGAAGGCAAAUCUAGCUUGCAAAAUUGCCAUUGACAAUGCAGAGAAAGAUGAACUGCUUCGAGGUGGAGAUCCUUUACGACAAAGAAAAACUACAAAGGAAAGUUUGGCAGAGGGGGCCAGUAACAUCACAGAGAACCUGAUGGGUAUUAGCAGGAUGAUGUCUCAGCAGGUACGGCAGAGUGAGGAGACGAUGCAGACCUUAGUCAGUUCUUCACGAACCAUACUGGAUGCCAACGAGGAAUUCAAAUCCAUGUCCGGGACAAUACAGCUGGGACGGAAGCUCAUUACCAAGUACAACCGCAGGGAGCUGACGGAUAAACUGCUCAUCUUUCUGGCCCUUGCCUUGUUUUUGGCCACCGUGCUUUACAUCCUGAAGAAGAGACUGUUCCCCUUUUUGUAGUAUUCUCAAAUGAAGAGAGGAAGCAUGACUGUGGGGAAGGAUGAAUGGAGGCUUUCUUACAAAGACCUGACACUCUUCUCAUCAGGACAACCUUCAUAAACGUUCAUAAACAGAACAUAUUAGCAGUCUGUGAAGAUUUAGACUUGCUUAUGUAAGCUAAAUGAGCUGCAGGUUAGGGAGAGGAACAAUAAGAAUAUGACAUGUUUCUCCGAGAGUGGCAGGUGUCAGUUCUGAAGUGGAUGGUGGAAGACAUAUUAAGCCUCUCUCUUGUCUUUGGCUUGGAAUGUGUAUUCCACUUCCUUCCUCCAGAUAUCGGUUCCUGAGAGGAGGGGGACGGUAUUACUGAAAAUACAUUUAGAUACAUUCCUUUAAUAAAGUGUAUUUGAAUACAGAUAGAGCAGGAAGUCCUUUUUUUUU